Molecule: messenger RNA, 3459 nt
Organism: Xyrauchen texanus (razorback sucker)
Lineage: Eukaryota; Metazoa; Chordata; Actinopteri; Cypriniformes; Catostomidae
Product: pleckstrin homology domain-containing family O member 1-like
Exons: 6
Coding region: 367-1584 (405 amino acids)
Biological process (GO): regulation of myoblast fusion
Cellular component (GO): ruffle membrane; muscle cell projection membrane
Source: RefSeq, a predicted model, not a curated record
UGCAAGUUCCUCAAGCGCAGAGAGAACUCUACAAGAGACACACAUGACGGGAGGAGAUCAACCCAAAUGACACGAUGAUGCCACCAUCAUUGAGUUAUCUGCUGCUCUAGAAACCUGAGACCUAUCGGCUGUAUCUGAGAUAUUUAAGGCGUGACCAUAGAGAGGAUCUGCGUGGAUCUGGUGGACAGUGAAUGGGAGUAAAUAGACAAGAGGAGGCGUAAGAAACGAAGGAGUAGCGGCUUCUGCAUCGUGCAUUUCUUUGCGUGUAACAUUUCGCAGGAUUUUGUUACAGUGCAGCAAAACGUUGCGCACGAAGGGAUCUGGAUUACUGGAGGGAGAGGCGGAAAACUGUAGUUUUACGGAGACAUGAAGAAGAACAGUUCAACAAAGCAGGGCCCUCAGGAUGCCAAUCAACAGCCUGCGCAGCCCGACAAAACUGGCUGGAUUCGCAAGUAUUGUGGCAAAGGAAUUUUCAGGGAAAUUUGGAAAAACAGAUUUGUUGUGUUGAAAGGAGACCAACUCUACAUAUCUGACAAAGAGGUUAAAGAUGAGAAGAAAAUCCAAGAAGUGGUGGACCUCACAGACUACGAGAAAUCUGAGGAGCUUCGCAAAGCCAAGAGCAGGAGCAAGAAGAACCACAGCAAGUUUACACUACUGCGAUCCCGGCAGCCAGGCAACACGGUCCCAAAUCUGGUGUUUUUGUCUGUCAGUCCAGAGGAGAAAGAGUCAUGGAUCAAUGCUUUAAAUGGAGCGAUCUCCAGGGCCAAGAAUCGCAUUUUGGAUGAGGUGACGGUGGAAGAGGACAGCUUGCUGGUUCAUCCGACACGCGACAGAGCUAAGAUCCCCCACACUCGCCGUCUGCCUACCCGCGGGCACCUCAUGGCUGUGGCUUCUACCACUAACUCGGACGGCAUGCUAACGCUUGACCUCAUUCAAGUAGAAGACGUCCACACACCAGAAGGACAAAACACUUGUGAGGACCAUCUUGACAAUGCUUCGACUAAAAAGACCCCAGAAUCUCAGCACUCCAGUAAAGACACUUCAAAGCUCUCAACCUGUAAUGAUUCCCCAGGAAAAUCUCUGAGUCUGCCCCACAAGAGCGAAAGCACCUGGGACUGGUCCGAGAGCCAGUCUCGGACACCACAGCUCCGCAAAAAAACACCAACAUCCGAAAAGAACCGCUGCGCAUCCAUGGACACGAUCCUGGCGCACUCUGAGACUAGGGCCAUCCCUCACUGCUCGAACUCGGCGCCCGUACAGCCCAUCAGCCAACUGCAGGAACUGAUCACCCAGAAGUUGGAGAGAACUCAAGAGCUGCUGACGGACAUGCGGGUGCAGGGCAAGGGGAAGGACUCGCCAACAGGGAAGAGCUCCAGCCCAGAGGGGCAGAGGAAGGAGGCGGAGAGACUGCUGGAGGAGGCGGCAUCCACGUGGGGUCAGGCACGUGAUGUGUUGGAAGAAGUGAAGGAACUCAGAGCUCUCUACAAGCAGCUUGACUCCGCCUCCUCCACCACAGUCAGUCCGUCACAGAGCGGAAAACUAAAGAGCCCGCAACAACAAAACCAUCGGAAAAGCAUGAUGUGAAGAUAUGGACUAUCUAAAUAGGAAUGCACACAGAAAGACUUCAAAGUCCUCCAUGUUUUUCAUCAACUGCAAUGAAGCAAAGCGUCUUUUUAAAUGGAAUGUUCCAUGCGACUGCUUAAAUAUGACUGGAUUUAACAUCAAAUGAAUUACAUGAGCCAUACAUGUAUCUAUGUAUGAAUUUUUAAAGGACAAAUCUAGUUUCUUUGACUCCCUAAUAUCAGCCUCAGUCAAGUAGAUAAAACACAAGCUGUUGCGCAUUGCCCUGUGGUAUCAGUUUUCACAGUGACUGUAACAGGGACAGCAAGAGCAUGAAGUCACCGAGCUGCCCUAUCAGGGUAGAACAGGGUGAGAAGCACCAGACGGUGUUGAUACAGAUACAGCCCGUGUCAUCUCCUGCCCAUCACAAUGUGAAUGUUUUCUUGUCUCAUAAUACACUGGAGGAGCUUAAUUUCAAAAUGGCAGGUGACACCCAAGUCUAUUUGAAUCUGUGGGUAAUUUUUUAUGUAAUAGUAAAUCCCAGCACACUUGCUCUGCUGUCCAAACGAUGCUUGAAACAACCAAGUUCAUCAGAUGCAAUCGGGGUGCAGCCAAAGGUGAUUGGCGAGGUUAUGAUAUUUAAAGGCUAAAACGUGCAGAUUGUGGAGUGUGUGCUGUCCGACAGUUCUUUGCAACCCGUUUGAUAGGCUCUAACUCUGAACAAAGCCAUGUGUUCUUGUAUAAACAUGAAUACAGGUGACGUCUGGUGCCAGUGUUGCUGCGGAAAGUGGUGGGAGACACAGAUGCCAUUAAAGAUAAGACUCCAUGCAGUAAAGUGGCUGGACGCAUCUAGCUGCAAGAAAACAAUUGAUAAUAAUAAUAAUUACACAUUUGCACUAAGAAGAAUGCUGUAAAAUGAGAGAGACACUGGCAAGCGAUCUUUUACUAACCUAAGAGGCAAAACAGACAAUCUACUGUAGGUAUAGGAUAAUAAGUCUUUACACCUAAGUGAUAUUUCCUAAAAUGUCGGUAUCUUUCUAAAUCAAAAGCUGCCUUAUUGCACUUCCAAAAGGGCACAUACAAACUGCAUUUAAAACUCUCAAAGACUUGUGAUUUUAAACUUAAAAUAAAUUCACCUACAAGUUGCCUGCACUUCAAGAAUGUUAAACAAUGUUUAAGCAGGACUUUUAUUUUGCUUGCAAGCUUUUUUGUCUUUGGGGAACUAUGCAAGAUAGCAUGGGUGAAUCUCAUAAAAUAUGUCAAGAACAUGUCUGGGUCAUUUUGUGCACCAAAAUUGAAAUAAACAAGGAAUUGUAUUUUUCUUAAAGAAAUUAAGCCUUUUUUAUGACCGUUUAAUUUUUUGCUACAUCUAAUUGUCAUGAAUGUCACAAUGCAAAAAAUCGAAAUGGUCCUAAAAGAGACUUUGUUUUAUUUAUAAAAAAAUAUAAUUUCUUAAUUUUGAUAUACAUUUUGGAGUAAAAUGCGACCAGGACACAUUUUCGUGAGAUUCACCAACAUAUGAGCUUAAAAUAAACCACAGGUAUCAGGACAUACUGGCAGUGUGGUAUUGAAACAAACGACCAAAGGGUAUGUCUUGCCAGAAUACCACACCUUGUUUUACAGUUAGUUGCUAAAUAAUGUGUUUGCACAAUUCUAUGGGUACAAGCCUGCCUGUUAUGCCAUGAAGACUUGAUUAUAUACAGUGUUAUAUUUUUUUUUACAUUUUAUUGUAGUGCUUUUUUUUUGUAGAGAAUGACUUUGAGGAGAGUUUUUGCUUUAAAAAUGUAUGACUUAGAAACCACCUCCCUGAAAACAACCUCAGCUUAACUCAACCAGUUAUAAUGUCUGGAAUCAUAAAUAUAUAUAUAUAUAUAUAUAUAUAUAUAUAUAUAUAUAUAU